AUGUCAUACAAACACUUUAUCAACGACCCAACCCACCUCGUCAACACAGCCCUACAGUCCAUUACCCUCACCAACCCCUCUGUCGCCCUCGACGCCACCAACAAGGUCAUCUACAGGCGCCCUUCCCCCAGCAGCAGCAAUGAUGGAAAACCCACAGUGAGCAUCGUCUCGGGCGGUGGCUCCGGCCACGAGCCCUCCUUCGCUGGCAUGGUGGGCCAGGGUCUUCUCUCGGCCGCCGUCGCAGGCACCAUCUUCGCCUCCCCCUCGGCCGAGCAGAUCCGCGCCGCCAUCACGAGCCGCGUCGACCACGAGGCCGGCGUGCUGGUCACCGUCAUGAACUACACGGGCGACGUGCUCAACUUUGGCGUCGCCGUCGAGAAGGCCCGCGCCGCCGGCGCCAGGGUCGAGAUGGUCGUCGUGGGCGACGAUGUCGGCGUUGGCCGCGCCAAGGCCGGCAAGGUGGGCCGCCGGGGCAUCGCCGGCACCGUGCUGGUCCACAAGAUCAGCGGUGCGCUCGCCGCCCAGGGGUACGGCCUGGACGACGUCGCGAGGGUCGCCAGGCUGGUCGCCGCCAACCUUGUCAGCGUCGGCGCCAGCCUCGAGCACGUCCACGUGCCUGGGCGGGUGGUGUCCAAGAAGGACGAGCAGGGCGCGCUGGCGGACGACGAGGUGGAGCUGGGCAUGGGCAUCCACAACGAGGCCGGCUCGGGCAGGGAGCGGGCAGAGCUGCCGGGCCUGGUGGGCAAGAUGCUGCGGCAGCUGCUGGACCAGGAGGACAAAGACAGGGCCUUCCUCAACGUGAACUCGAACGAGGUCGUGCUGCUCAUCAACAACCUCGGCGGCCUGAGCGUCCUCGAGCUCGGCGGCAUCCUGACCGAGGUGGUCCAGCAGCUCGACAAGGACUACGGCGUCAAGCCUGUCCGUAUCCUCUGCGGCACCUACAUGACCAGCUUGAACGGGGCCGGGUUCAGCAUCUCCCUGCUCAACGUCGUCAACACCGACAUUGGUGGGCCCAGCAUGAUACAGCUGCUGGACUACCCGUGCGAGGCCACCGGCUGGGCCGCUCCCAUCUCCAAGGAGACAUGGGAGGAGAAGAACACUGCCACCCGUGAAGGCACCGCAUCCGCCGAACAAAAGGUAGACGCUAGUGGGCUGGAGUACGAUGCCGCCGCAGCCACGAAGGCGCUCAAGGUUGGCCUUGAGCAUGUCGUCGCCGCGGAGCCCGAUGUCACACGGUUUGAUUCCGUCGUGGGAGAUGGGGACUGUGGUAUUGGGCUCAAGAGAGGCGCACAAGCCGUUCUCGACCACCUCGCCAAGGAGCACCUUAAAGGUGAUGCGGUCAUUGAUGUCGCUAGCAUCGCGACCAUAAUUGAGAUGGCAAUGGAUGGCACAUCCGGUGCCCUCUACGCCAUCUUCCUCAACGCACUCGUCCACGCCCUCAGCACCCUCGCACCCGGCCAGGCCACCAACAAGACCUGGGCUGCGGCGCUCAAGAAGAGCUGUGACGCCCUGUCCAAAUAUACGCCCGCCAGACCUGGCGACCGCACACUCGUCGACGCGCUGUAUCCGUUCGUCGACAUCCUGGGCGAGACGGGCGAUGUGAAGCAGGCGGCUGAGGCAUCCAAGGCUGCUGCCGAGGGCACCAAGGGCAUGGCGGCCAGUCUGGGCCGGACGGUGUAUGUCGGUGGGGAGGGGUUCCAGCAGGUGCCUGAUCCGGGUGCGUGGGGUCUGGCAUGUUUCUUCCUGGGUGUCGCAGGCUUGGAGUCGCCUAAGCCGUCCGAGGAGGGCUGGGAGACUGUCUGAUUCAGUUGAAGAAUGAUCGAUAGAGACACGAAGGAUAAGGAAUGCCUGUGAAUUUAUAUCAGUGUAAUAUGG
Molecule: messenger RNA, 1875 nt
Organism: Cryphonectria parasitica EP155
Lineage: Eukaryota; Fungi; Ascomycota; Sordariomycetes; Diaporthales; Cryphonectriaceae
Product: dihydroxyacetone kinase
Exons: 2
Coding region: 1-1803 (600 amino acids)
Biological process (GO): glycerol catabolic process
Cellular component (GO): cytosol
Molecular function (GO): glycerone kinase activity; ATP binding
Source: RefSeq, a predicted model, not a curated record